CAUUAGACUUUAAUGGGUGCUUGGCCUGUGAUGGGGCCCUGAGCGGGGACUGCGGCUCCUCUGUGCUGUGCUUUGUCGCUUUUGCACGCCACGAAAUGGAAAGUUUUGGCGCCUGCGAAUCAUAAAUCCUGUGUGGCGUCUAAAAAUAUCCCAACACUCGAAGGGAAUCGAUGCGAAAGCCGCCACCGCCGCCGCCGACAGAGAUGAGCGAGCACGAGGCGGAGUCGGACGAGGAUUGCGAGGUCUAUUUCCUGAAGCCCGUCAACGAAUACAACAUUGUGGACAAGAUCAAGGAGGCCAACAAGGAGCUCUUUGCACCCGACGAGGCCGCCAAUGGCAACGGCAAGGUGACCAAAGUGACCUUCGCCCUGAACUUGGAGGAUUACGAGCCUACGGGGGAGCAGCCGAAGGAGCAGAGUCCCAGUCCACCUGACGAACUUCUAGAGCAGUUGACGCAGCUGAAGCUGAAGCCCAUUGCAGAGGAGGAGGCAUCGUCGUCGCCGCCGCUUCCAGCUCCAGAGGUGGCCAUGAAUCCAGUGGAGGCUAAGAUAAUUGCAGAGCCUUCAGCGGAAGAGUCCGAAGUGGAGGUGGAGGAGGAAAUAUGCGAGGAAAUCCUAGACCUCACGGAAGUCCCACAGAAGCCCGCCCCCGAGGAAGCCAUCGUUGUGGAGGAGGAAGACGACUUCUCCGGCGUGGAUGAGGCGGAUCUGGAUGAUGACACGCCCCUCAAGAACGAUUCCUCCACGGUUUCUGCCCUUCAACGUCGCCAGAAUACAUUCGAGCACGACUACGAUGAUGAGGAGUCGGAUCAGAAGAGUCUGACCAACCUGCUGACCGAAUCUGACUGCGAGGAAGAGGAACGCACUUUGAAUGAGGCGCGCCUUAAGCUGCGUCAAGCCUACAAGAAUCUCUACAAGACCCUGGAUCCCAAGGGCCAGGCACAGAUCGAUAGGCUGACCGGAGUGGAGGAUGAUCAUGAAUCUCCUCCACCAGUGCCGCCAGCAGCAGACCAUGACAAUGAGGCAGAGGAAGACGACGACUUGUCCAUCAUUGUAGCCAGCUACAUCCCGGACGACUUUGAGCUGAACGAGCAAAGCAUUUACUACAAAAGGGAGGACUCAAUCCCACCUAAUGAAGCUAACGAGGCCACCGCCGCCUGCCCCAAAUCCAGCUCCAAGACUUUCUUCAAUUCACGCCGCUUUAGCUUCCGUCGGAGGGCCAAGCCCACCCCAACACCUUCGUCGGCCUCCGCUUCGACAGCAUCGCCCUCGAUCCGGAUGAACUACAAGACCUGCUGCGAGCAUCGACACUCGCUGCAGGAGAAACUGCCUCGCUACACCGGCUACAUGUCUGAGUACGGGCUGAGCGCACAGCAGCUGCAGCGAAGGGAGCAGAAGCUCCGCCGAAAGCAGCGAUACGUGAUGGAGCAGACGCUCAGGAGCAACGAGCACGACCUGAAGAAGAUGCAGGACAACGAGCGCGCCUUCACCACGUGGCUGAAGAAUAAGAUGCGCUAUCCCAUCAACAAGACCCGCAACAUGUUCGAUGCACAUCGUCGCAGAGGUAGUGUGGCCGCCGCAGUCACAAGUCCUCACUCCUAUUCCCGGCAGGAGCAUCCGCAUCAGCAUCAGCGGCAGCAGCACUCUGGUCUUCGAAGGGAGGACAGCGAUGACAUGCUCCAUGUCUAUCGCAAGCUCUUGGGCAGCUGGAACAAGUAAAGCCAGCGACA
Messenger RNA from Drosophila persimilis, 1729 nucleotides. RefSeq lists its product as uncharacterized. NCBI's taxonomy places the organism in Eukaryota, Metazoa, Arthropoda, Insecta, Diptera, Drosophilidae. The record is from RefSeq and is a predicted model, not a curated record. Bases 171 to 1718 code for a protein of 515 amino acids. Gene Ontology annotation, molecular function: microtubule binding. The transcript is spliced from 2 exons.